UCACUCUUCUUGUCACAGCAGCAGCUUCCCUCUCCUGAAGAAACUCGCUGAAGAAACACAUCCGAAACAAUCUACACAUCCGAAAUGGCCUCCAAGGUUGCAGCCCUGCUCUUGCUCGGUCUCGUUUGCUUCCAGCUGGCGACAGCUCAGAUGGUGAUGGACUGCUGCCUGAGUGUCAGUGAAAAACGCCUGAAUCCCAAAAACCUGGUGAGCUACAGGAACCAGGUUGCCGGCAUGGGCUGCGACAUCAGUGCCACCGUGUUUGUCAAUAAGAAAGGCUUGAAGCUGUGCAUGGUUCCUGCCGAAGAGAACGCAUGGGUGCAGCACCUUAUCAAGGUUUUGGACAAGAGGAGACUGUCUCAUCAUUAAAAAACAAAAAGAACCUGAAGAAGACGUGUGGAAAGGACGCCUGAGGGCCAAACUCAGAGCUGCAGACAGAACCGCUUCUGUUGAGGCGCUCAGAGCGGGCCGAGCUGUGCAGAACAUGGUGUUACUCAGAAACCCCGGUUCUGUCUGAUUUGUGACACAUUUCUGUUUGUUUUCCUCUGCAAGUCUUCAGACGGGCAGAGGGUUCUGCUCUGUAUAUUAUAUUAUAUCUGUUCUGUUUAUUUAUGGUGACAGCCGUUUUAGUGAGAUAUUCCUCUCUGGCACAGCUCCAGUACAGACUUGUUGCUUUUUUCCCCUUUCUGCUGUAUUUCUCUGAUAAGUUGUACAGAAAUAGAGACGCCUGAACUUGCCUGAACUGCAACAGACGGUGGGAGAAAAAUCACUGCUCUGUUUGCUGCUUGUAUUUUACUGUACAGUUCAAACUCACAAUUCAAAUAAACUUUUAUAUUGUUUUGUA
This is a messenger RNA of Fundulus heteroclitus (mummichog), 844 nucleotides long. Its product is annotated as C-C motif chemokine 20. The record is from RefSeq and is a predicted model, not a curated record. The transcript is spliced from 4 exons. Gene Ontology annotation, molecular function: CCR chemokine receptor binding; chemokine activity. NCBI's taxonomy places the organism in Eukaryota, Metazoa, Chordata, Actinopteri, Cyprinodontiformes, Fundulidae. Gene Ontology annotation, biological process: cellular response to tumor necrosis factor; monocyte chemotaxis; G protein-coupled receptor signaling pathway. The coding region runs from base 85 to 369 and encodes 94 amino acids. Gene Ontology annotation, cellular component: extracellular region.